CGUAGCACGGCUGUGUCGGUCCUCUGUAUGGAUAUGAAGAACAUGAGAGAGUAUGUGUGCUGGCUGUACUAUCAGUACCUGCUCAUCACAGGCAUCUAUGUGCUGGAGCCGUGGGAAAAGUCCAUCUUCAACACUGUCCUCUUUACUAUGGUGGCCAUGGUCAUUUACACCUCCUAUGUGUUUGUUCCUAUUCACGUGCGGCUGGCACUGGAGUUCUUCUCUGAGCUGGUCCGAGGGCAGCCCGAGAGCACAGUGGCCCUCAUGAACUCACCAUGAACUACUGAUCUACUGCUCUGUGACUAUUGGCUUGAAAACUCUUGUUUAUUUUCCCACUCAGGAACAAACAAGCCUGAUGAAAUGAGGUGUUGUCAAAGCCAUGUUCAAGCCUGUCAAGUCUUCCACAUUUACCUGGAUUCCUGCCCCAUCAUGGGAUUUGUAUGCAAAGAUUUGUAUGUAUUUCUGCAUGAUUGCCGGUACUAAGGUUUUGCAUGAUAUCACCCAUCACGUACGGACACUUCUUUCCGAUUAACGUCUUCAUCAUCACUGGUUGAUUAAAAAAUAAAUAAGAACUUUAACUCCAUAGAGUCCCUGAUCAGACUAAGGAGUUACUAUUUACCCCAGUGCAAAUUAAAAAAGUAUUUUUUUUAUUACUGCACGCUGAAUUUUAUAUUCUGGAGUUUUUGUAAUCACCUAUGCAAUGUGACUGCUCUACAUGAAGGUGCACGUUUAUUUUUUAUACAGAUUGCUGCACUUGAUCGCAAAUCAAUAGGCCCUCAUUGGAGCCCGUUUUAAACUCCUGUGUUGAUUGGACCUUUGCUCUGGUGAUGGUGGGACCAUCUUCCAUCAUUUCUUUAGUCUCUGUUCCUGAUAUAAAAUUGCAUGAACACAAAAAUGUUCGCAUGGAAUCUGUGCCCUGCAUGUGGAAAGAGUCAUUCACACAUUUGAGGCACUUGAACAUUUAUUUUUUAAAUACCUUAAAUUUAAUGAUAAAUAUUGUCAGCCACGAAAAGAAUGUAGUUUUCUCAGCUCAGUUGAUCACAUUUUACCAUGUUUAAAUAAAUUCCACAGAUUUCCUAUUUUGGCCUUAUGAAGUUAUGACUGAAAGUCACCAAAUUAA
Molecule: messenger RNA, 1117 nt
Organism: Carassius carassius (crucian carp)
Lineage: Eukaryota; Metazoa; Chordata; Actinopteri; Cypriniformes; Cyprinidae
Gene: sptssb
Product: serine palmitoyltransferase, small subunit B
Exons: 1
Coding region: 28-276 (82 amino acids)
Biological process (GO): ceramide biosynthetic process; endoplasmic reticulum organization
Cellular component (GO): serine palmitoyltransferase complex
Molecular function (GO): serine C-palmitoyltransferase activity
Source: RefSeq, a predicted model, not a curated record